Molecule: messenger RNA, 1596 nt
Organism: Coccidioides posadasii C735 delta SOWgp
Lineage: Eukaryota; Fungi; Ascomycota; Eurotiomycetes; Onygenales; Onygenaceae
Biological process (GO): microtubule cytoskeleton organization; microtubule-based movement
Cellular component (GO): meiotic spindle pole body; cytoplasmic dynein complex
Molecular function (GO): dynein heavy chain binding
Source: RefSeq, a predicted model, not a curated record
AUGAUCGGAGUCGGACAACGAGCCUCGACUGUGAGCCAGAGCUCCGGAACCAAAAAUGGCCCCGGCAGCAGACCGACUAGCAAAGACGGGAAGAAGAACCUGUGGUCCUCGAUGUUAGAUGGAGUUGCGAGUGGGAAAAGGUUACCGGAAAAGACUCUCCUAGUGCUAGGAGGUACCCCAGAAAGCCAACGGGAGUUUUUAGAUACUCUGUCAUCUGAUCCGUCUGAUCCAAGGCUGCCGUCGGAGAAAAAGAAAGGAAAAGCUCCCCCCAUUGCGAACCAAUUCGCGCUUGGAUACACAUAUCGGGAUGUCCUCGAUGCCGACCAAGAAGAUAUCCUCUCCCGAGUAUCGAUCUAUCUCCUCUCCGAACCCUCUCCAGCUUUUGCGCCGCUUCUAAAACCGCUCCUAAACCCGAAGUCUGUCCGGGAGACCUUGAUUGUGAUCCUUCUAGAUUGGGAGUCACCAUGGCUGUGGGUACGGCAAUUAAGAGAGUGGAUUCGUUUGCUAAGAUCGGUGUUGUUCUCUCUUGAUGAUGAUAUCAAAUUGGUCAUGGAAGAAAUCAUGAUGGAGUGGAAAGGACAGAGGAGAGGCACGGACUCCACAUACCCAGCAGGUUCCAGUGCUCCAGUGUCGAUACCUUUGGGACCGGGUGAAUGGGAUGAAGGGCUGGGAAUCCCAAUGUGUGUUGUCUGUCAGGGAGCCGAGAAAAUUGAAAAGCUAGAAAAGGAUCAUGGUUGGCGGGAAGAGGAGUUCGAUUUUAUCCUGCAGUUUAUGCGUACAAUUCUUCUUAAGCACGGAUCGUCUCUGAUAUACACUACACCUUUCCUCGCCAACUCGCUGCAAAGCUUGAUACACUCGUCGCUUGGGAUCCAUUCGCUUCUUAAGAGACAGUCGUUUAAACAUAACGUCAUUGAUAGGGACAAGAUUCUAGUUCCAUCCAACUGGGAUUCAUGGGGUAAGAUUCGCAUAAUUAGAGAAGGUUUUGACAUGGAGGGCGUAGGAACUGCAUGGUCUAUUGAAAUCCAAGAAUCUGCGGGCUCAGGGGACGAACCUGCUGAGAGAGAGCCAAACCCGGAGGACGGCACGAGUGCGGUGGCUAUAUACGAGCAAACAAUCCAAGAUCCCAAACGGGACACCGCCAUCUCGAGGACGAAUCAAUCUGAUGAUCACAAAAUGGAAGUCGACACGGUCGAUUCCCAAACAUUUUUAGGGGAACAGCUUGAGGUACUCGAACAAUUGAAAGCUGAAGAUGAGAAACAGGAGCGCCAGGUGCGAAAAGAAGGAACGCUUAGGGAGAGCCCUGUGAUUGAUGAGACUGGACGAGUCAAUGAGCACAUUGGACCAGUACAGUUUAACAUGGGUGGUAUUCAAGUCGAUGCCGAUGACAUGCUGAGGAGACUAAAGGAACGGGAAGCCAGCCGAGCGUCGAACCGCAGGGAGACUCAGUCCGGGGGGGAAUCACCGCUCGCAGGAUCCGUUGGCUCAUCACCCGUGGCUUCAACCGGGGAACCAAAGAUGCAAAAUCAGGCUUUGGCCAGCUUUUUCGCAGGCCUGGUUAAAAAGCCGGGCGGUAGCCCUCGAUCAAACCAGACAUGA